Amblyraja radiata (thorny skate) is the source of this 5883-nucleotide messenger RNA. It is a transcript of the gene tmf1, whose product is annotated as TATA element modulatory factor 1. The record is from RefSeq and is a predicted model, not a curated record. The coding region runs from base 10 to 3639 and encodes 1209 amino acids. NCBI's taxonomy places the organism in Eukaryota, Metazoa, Chordata, Chondrichthyes, Rajiformes, Rajidae. Gene Ontology annotation, cellular component: endoplasmic reticulum; Golgi apparatus. The transcript is spliced from 17 exons.
GCAGGGGGCAUGCGCAGUGGGGGUUGGCUGACCGCGUCAUCGCUGCUACGUGGAGAGAGAGAGCUGCCGGAGACGGAUCCGGAGACAGAGCUUCGCCAUCAACGGUCUCACCGGGCGUGGAGCCUGCCUGCCGGCUGGCUGGCGGACGGGGGAGACGGCGGCGGCUGUCGGUGGAUCCGCCGCGGGGCCUCUGCUUUGGCCUCCGUGCCGGAUCCGCCUCACGCCAUGAGCUGGUUCAACACGUCGCAUCUGUCGAGCUUCGCCAAGCAGGCGCUGUCGCAAGCGCAGAAGUCCAUCGACAGGGUGCUGGACAUCCAGGAGGAUGAGGGCGGGCCGUGGGUGGCCGGUGUUGGUGGUGGCGGCCCCGGCCCCGGGUACCAGCAAGCUACGUUGUCAGGUAAAAGCUCUUUGAUCAACGAAGGAUGGGUUUCCACACAAUGGGGAUCGUCUUCAGAAGACAACCCUGAACUGCAAUCUGGGGCUUCACCGAAAGCUAUUACCACACCAGUUACACGCACUGUGGUAGACGAAUCUGAGACCUUCUUCAACGCCUUUCUUAAUUCAUCAGAUGCUCAAAUUAUGGAGCAAAUUCCAGUUGUCUCUACGCCCCCGAGCAAAUCUCAACUGCCCAAUGAAGUAGAAGCAACGUUGACUGUUCAUUUCACUGAGUCCGUUGAGCUAAAUGUGCCAGAAAAGGCAAGUUCCGAUGAGGACUGUACAGAUUUAGUAGACAUUGAUUUGGAGGUGACAGAUCAGCUAAAUGAUCACCAGGCGCUUUGUGCAAAGUCUAAAAGUGCAACAUCUUCUGAAAGUGAGGGGCUGCAGAGUGACGAUCAAGUAAAAUUAAUUGUGAUGGAAAAUGAAUGUGUGUCGGGGACUGCAGAAGUAACCAAGCCAAACACACUGGUUGCUUCUAGUAUUGAAAGGGUGCGUAAGAACUCAGAAAAAACUCCAAGUCCGCCUAACAGCCCUUCAAAAUCGGACACUGCUUCAGCGAAGGAUUUGCUCUUGGAAGCAAAAGAGCAAAAAUCUGAGGACCGGCAAAGUAAUACUCCCUCCCCUCCCAUUAGUACAUUUUCAUCAGGAACAUCUACUACCAGUGACAUUGAGGUACUGGACCACGAGAGUGUCAUCAGUGAAAGCUCAGCUAGUUCGAGGCAGGAAGCUGUGGAUUCAAAGGCUAACCUGCAAUUGAUGCAGACAUCCUUUCAGCUGUUAUCAACAUCAGCCUGCACGGAGUACCAUCCUCUGGACGAAUAUCAGAAGCUCACUGAGAGCAGCGGUUCCUCGGAUGCUUUUGAGAGAAUUGACACGUUCAGCGUGCAGUCAUUGGACAGCCGGAGCGUGAGUGAAAUUAACUCAGACGAUGAAACGUCGGGUCGAGGCUGCAACGUUGCCUCGGGAUCUCUUACUCAGUCCGUCAAUGGAUCGCCAACCGCGGACCCGGUGGAGAAUGGGGACGAGAGCACAAACGAUGCUCAGAAGGAGAACGUGCUGGAUGAAAGUGAAAUGGAGGAGAGCGGUCGGAGUGCAACACCAGUGAACAGUGAGCAGCCAGAGAUCUGGCCUGUACUUGGUCUAACAAUAAUUGAGAACCAAGGUGCGGAAUGUACAGUAAUUAAUAGGCUUCCCGAAAUAGCUGCUGGAGAUGAAUGUCAGCCCAGUAGUGAACAUGAUUUGCAACAGAUAACAGAUGAUAUGGCAGACAAGUUGGAAAAGAGAGAAACACAAUUGUUGUCUGUUAGCAAAGAUAAGGCAGCAUUGGAGGAGGCAAUUGAUAACCUGAAAGACGAGAUGAUCAGACUAAAGGAAGAAAGCAGCAGUAUCUCAUCUAUCAAGGAUGAGUUUACUCAACGCAUUGCAGAAUCUGAAAAGAAAGCCCAGCUUGCUUGUAAAGAAAGGGAUGAUGUAAAAAAAGAAUUAAAGACACUGAAAGCGGAGCUGUCCACCAGAUUUACUUCCAAUGAAACGGCAGAUCUGGUACGAGAGAAGGAUGAGCAGAUCAGAGGACUGCUGGAGGAGGGAGAAAAGCUCUCGAAACAACACUUGCACAAUUCAAAUACAAUAAAGAAACUAAGGACGAAAGAGAAAGAACACGAGGCCCUCAUUUCAAAACAGAACAAGAAGGACAAAGAACAAGAGGAAGAAAUUAAGGAUCUGCAGCAGGUGCUUGAUGGUAAAGAAGAAGUGGAAAAACAGCAUCGAGAGAAUAUUAAAAAGCUGCACGCUGUCGUGGAGAGGCAAGAAAAAGAGUUUAGCAAGUUGCAAGUAAACUUGGAUGAGCUUCAUGAAAACAAUCGUAGUCUUCAGUCUGCACUUGAUGGCUCAUACAAAGAGCUUGCUGAACUACAUAAGGCUAAUGCAGCAAAAGACAGUGAAGCCCAGGAGGCAGCUUUGAGUCGCGAGAUUAAAGCCAAGGAAGCAUUGUCAGUGGCACUGGAGCGAGCACAGGAAGAGGCCAGGCAGCAGCAAGAGGCACUUGCUGAUCAAGUGGCAGAUCUCCGGUUGGGUCUCCAACGGGCCGAACAACAGCAAGCCAGGAAAGAGGACUAUUUGCGUCAAGAAAUUGGGGAAUUACAGCAGAGACUUCAGGAAGCGGACAAUCGCAACCAGGAGCUAAGCCAAAGUGUUACAUCUGCGAGCCGACCGCUUCUACGACAGAUUGAAAACGUACAGGCCACGCUUGUGGCACAGUCCACAUCCUGGGAAAAACUGGAAAAGAACUUAUCUAAUCGCUUAGCUGAUGGUCAAGCUCAGCUUGCAGCUGCUCUGGAAAAAGAACGGACAGUCUCAGAAGAACUGCUUACCCUUCGAAUGCAAGUCUCUUCAUUGGAUUCACAACACGGCUUAUUGCGUCAAGAGAAGUGCAGAUUGUUAGCUCAACUGGAGUCGGAACGAGACAGGCUUGAGAAGACUGAAGAUGAAAGUAGUAGGCAUCAUGUGGCAUUUGACAAUCUGAAGACUGAAUACAUGAAGGCUCUUGAAGACGCAAAGAAAGAAAAGAAUGCCUUGACUAAUCAGUUGGAAAUGGAAAAGUUAAAAGUUGAACAGGAAAGACAAAAAGCAAUCCUUGCACAAGAUACACUGAAAGAGAAGGAGAGGAGGCUGCUUACUAAUCAGCUACCAGAGGCUUUGACAAGCACUCCAACGCUCUCUCGAUCCAGUUCCGUCAGCGGCACUGAGAUGGCAAUUUUACAAACCUCCAAUCAUUUCCAGGAUGAUUUAUUUGAACAUUCACUUACACCUCUAACCACAUCGGCCAGUAAUAACAACUUGUACGACGUCCUCCGAAUGGGGGGAGAAUCAAGCAUCUUUGAAAAUUUGCAGUCUCAACUAAAGCUACGAGAGGGGGAAAUUGCACAGCUGCAGUUUGAGAUUUCUAAUCUUGAAAGAAGUCGAGCCAUCAUGGCUGAGGAACUUGUCAAAUUAACCACGCAGAAUGAAGAACUGCAAGAGAAAGUGGAUGAAAUCCCCAAAUUGCGUGCACAGCUUUGGGACAUUGACCAACGAUACAACACCAUCUUGCAGAUGUAUGGUGAGAAAGCUGAGGAAGCCGAGGAACUGCGACUGGACUUGGAAGAUGUGAAAAACAUGUACAAGACCCAGAUUGAUGAAUUAUUAAAGCAGAGGCUGACCUGAUUUGCUUUAUCUUUUAGUUGACUUUUUGUCCCCCCAAAGUUUCCCUUAAUGUGAAAUGCAAUACUGCUGACAGUUAUCUGGCAUCGAGUGUGAAUGUACAAUUGUAAAUAUAAUUGUAUUCCUUCGUGUGUUUUGUUAAUCAUCUGUUGUUGCCUUGGAAGAAAACUACACAAUACUUUUUGGUGUUGAAAAAAUGACUAAUGUAACAUGUACAUAUGUGAAAUACAAUAUUCAAGUGCAAUAUUAUGAGGAAACGUGAGUUGAUCCUUUGGGUGAAGAUCUGACAUGUCAUUUUCUGUGCAGAAUCGUAUUUCCAAGUACAAGGUGAACCAAUUUUGUUAUCAAACUUAGUUGAUCAGCUCGAUGCUGUUAUGUUGCACAAAGCUUUAAUCUGUUAAAGAUGGAAAGUGUUUUAGUAAAUCAAAUACUCAAACACUCCAUGACAUUCAGAUAAAUGUACUAUUAAACGAUUUGAAAAUAAAUCCAAUCUGUUGAAUACUAUUCAAUGUUCUAAUUGUUAUUAAACUAUACAAAUAUUUCAAAAUUACUUGCUCUGGGAAUAUAAACAGAGGACUUAAUUUCAAUACAAGAUGUCUUGCUAUUGAUAAUUGGCUAAAAGAACCUGUAUAUUGGUCUACUUUUGCUAAUAGUUGCACUAAUCUAGUACAUAAUUUAAAGUCUACUAAUAUGGAUUAUUCUGUAUAGCAUAUGAACAGUUAUAUUAAUAGAUCAUCUUUGGUGCUAUAUUCUGUGCAUUGAAAGUAAAUUAAAAUGCUUUAUUUAAACUAAUUUUCUAAAUCUUGAAUUCAUAAUCUGCGCUAUUAUACCUUUCAAAUGUAAAUUUAAAAUGUAAAUAAUUUACUUUGUGUAACAGUAGGACUUGGGUAAUAAAGUCUCUGAUCUGAUCUGCUGCUGUUCAUUAUGGUACGGAUAAACUUCAACAUUUUCAUCAGAUAUAGUAACUGAAAAAUGACCAACAAUAUUUCUUUAGGCUGGAACCUAAAGAGGAUUUUUUUUCUUCUUUUAAAUAUAGUUUUAAAACUGGUGGUGAAUUGUUAUUUCCAUAUGAGCACCAAGCAUUUUUCUCAACCAGUGGUCAGUCAGUUGGUUGCUGGUUUCAGUGAAGUGUUAGAAGUAAUCUUGCUGCCGUGAGAAAAUAUGGCGCAGGUGUGACGGGACCCUUUCGUUUCCACAUAAAUCAUCUUGCCUUAAUACUGAUUAAACACCAAAACUGAGAACAAGGAAAGAAAUAAUAAUCAAAACUAUUCAAUAUCUAUGCAGAGCAGAAGUUGGCACAUCAUUAUUGAUUAGCAAAGUUGAUUAGAUAUGGAAAAACAUGAAUUUUAGUGAUUAGUUAAUUUGGUGGAGUAUCACUAUUCUGAUUUUAUAAGAAAAGCAUUUAUAAGCGACACUAUCUAGGCACCUCAGGUUUUAUGCUUGAAAAGCAGCUCGUUAAUUAAGCGUGUAAAUGAAAUAUGCCAGGCACCACAUGCUAUACGAUGUCAGGUGUAAAUUUGCGUGCGUUAUUCUAAAAAUAGAGGAGUGCGUAAAUUAAACAUUGGUAGUAAUUAGACAAGCGCAUUAUUCUAAAAAUGCGUAAUUCAAACAUGCGUAAAACAUGAAGUGCCUGUAUUUCUAAAUAACAUGUAUUCGAUGUGCAAACUUUGGAGAAUAUUUAUUUAUGACAAAGCUCAAUGUAUAUAAAUUGUUAUCUUAUAUUCAUAUUUAAAUAUAAUAUCUUGCUUCUAAGUUCAAAUCGUGUAUAUUUAUCAAAUAAUGAUUUUGCAUUGUUCAGUUACGAAUGGCAAUGUUUGGCGAUUCGGUAUCUCGUGACAAAGACAAUUAGCAGAUUUGCUUUGCAUCUCUGAACAUGGCAAUUUCUGAAAAAGUAGAAAGAAUUGAUCAAAUUUUAUUUGAUUUAUUCUUUGGAUAUUGUUAACAAAUAUUUGGAUUGUUUAUCUUCACAUUCACUAUGUUCAACAUUGAAACAUAUAUUUUAGAAGGUUCGGCACACAUAUCUUAAGAGUUAUUGGUAACUGAAGCAUUAAAAAAGGACAGUGUUCCGGAAACAAGGUAUUUUGUCUGCAGAUCUUAGCGUUUGGUGAUUUCCUACUGUGCUGUUAUGUGCCUUUUUAUUUAAUAUUUAUUGUUAGUCGGAUAGUAAAAUGCUUUUCUUUGAGCACAUCAUUCUGCUGUGAUUUCUAACUUCAAUAUCUUUGAAGGGUUUGAAUAAAUCAUUUUUUU